Molecule: messenger RNA, 3681 nt
Organism: Pungitius pungitius (ninespine stickleback)
Lineage: Eukaryota; Metazoa; Chordata; Actinopteri; Perciformes; Gasterosteidae
Gene: mybpc2a
Product: myosin binding protein Ca
Exons: 26
Molecular function (GO): protein binding
Source: RefSeq, a predicted model, not a curated record
UCACCCUUCACAGAGCGCGCACCGGGGGAGGAUUCACAGCUGCCCCCGCCGAGCGGCAUUUUCGUGGAGAGGCCGCAGAGUGCCGCGGCGACAAAAGGCAAGGACAUUACAUUUGUGGCUCGGGUCGACUCCUCCAACAUGGCCAAGAAGCCCACCAUGAAAUGGGUGAAGGGGAAGUGGCUCGACCUGGUCAGCAAAGCCGGGAAGCACCUGCAGUUCAAAGAGGUGUACGACAGGAACACCAAGAUCUACACCUACGAGAUGAGCAUCAUCAAAGUCGUGGACGGCGACGCCGGCGGCUACCGCUGCGAGGUCACCGCCAAGGACAAGAGCGAAAGCAGCGCGUUCGAGGUCUCCGUGCAGGCUGCACCAGAAGAGCAGCAGGACAACAUCUUGGAGGCGUUUAAGCGAUCCGGGGAUGGAGGUGAGGAUGCCGGUGAACUCGACUUCAGCGCCCUGCUCAAGAAAAGGGAGAAGAAGCGAAAGGUGGUCGAAGAAGUGGAAGUGGACAUCUUCGCCAUCCUGAAGGACGCCAAGCCCUGCGACUACGAGCGGAUCGCCUUCGAGUACGGCAUCACGGACCUGAGGGGGUUGUUGAAGAGGCUGAAGAAGAUGAAGACGGUGGAGCCCAAGAAGAGCGACGCUUUCCUCAGGAAGCUGGAUGCGGCCUACUCGGUGGAUAAGGGCAAGAAGGUCCAGCUCUCGGUAGAAGUGACCGACCCCAACGCGCCGGUCAAGUGGCUCAAGAACGGACAGGAGCUCAAACCGUCGGCAAAGUAUGUGUUUGAAAGCGUGGGCAACAAGCGCACGCUCACUGUCAACAAGUGCAACCAGUCGGAUGACGCAGCGUACGAGUGCGUGGUGGGGGAGGAGAAGUCCUUCACCGAGGUUUUCGUCAAAGAGCCUCCAGUCACCAUCACCAAGCUGCUGGACGACGCUCACACCGUGGUGGGACAGAAGGUGGAGUUUGAGGUGGAGGUGUCCGAGGAAGGAGCCAACGUCAAAUGGAUGAAGGACGGAGUCGAGCUGAACAAAGAAACGGCGGGUUCAAGGUACCGGUUCAAAAAGGAUGGGAAGAGACACAUCCUCAUCGUGAACGAAGCCACCAAGGAGGACGUCGGAGAGUACCGCGCGCUCACCAACGGCGGCGAGUCCAAGGCGGAGCUGGAGGUUGAAGAUAAGGAGCUGGAGGUUCUGCAGAGCAUCGCCGACCUGACGGUGAAGGCUGCCGAACAGGCCGCCUUCAAGUGCGAGGUGUCGGAUGAGAACGUGACGGGGAAAUGGUUCAAGGACGGCGUGGAGGUCCUGCCCAGCGAUCGCGUCAAAAUCACACACUUUGGAAGGGCCCACAAGCUGAUGAUUGAUGACGUGAAGCCCUCGGACGCCGGGGAUUAUUCGUUUGUCCCCGACGGCUACGCGCUGUCUCUCUCUGCCAAACUCAACUUCCUGGAAAUCAAGAUUGCAUAUGUUCCCAGAGAAGACCCGCCCAAAAUCCACCUGGACGCCAGCGGGCGAGGGAGCGACAACACCAUCACGGUGGUGGCGGGAAACAAGCUGAGCCUCGACGUCCAGGUGACGGGAGAACCGGCGCCCGCCGUCUGCUGGAGGAGAGGAAACCAGGUGGUGCCUGAGGGCGAGGGAAGGGUCCGCGUGGAGUCCAACAAGUCCCUGAGCAGCUUUAUAAUCGAGGCGGCGGAGAAAGGCGACGAGGGACCCUACUCCAUCACCGUCACUAACCCCGCCGGAGAGGACAUGGUCGAACUCACCGUCAAGAUCGUGGAUGUGCCCAACCCCCCCGAGAAUGUCCGAUGCACGUCAGUCGGAGAGUACUCCGGCACGAUCACAUGGGACCCUCCCGCCUUCGACGGCGGAGUUCCCAUCAAAGGGUACCUGAUGGAGAGGAAGAAGGCCGGCUCCUCCCGCUGGACCAAGCUCAACUUCGACGCUCACGAGUCCACCACGUACGAGGCCAAGAGGAUGAUCGAAGGCGUGCUCUACGAGAUGAGGGUGUUCGCCGUCAACGGCGUCGGCGUCUCGCAGCCCAGCGCCGCCUCGCAGCCCUUCAUGCCCAUCGCCCCCACCGGCGAGCCCACCCGUCUGGCGGUGGACGACGUGACGGACACGACCUGCGCGCUCAAGUGGCGUCCCCCGGAGAAGAUCGGAGCGGGCGGGAUCGACGGUUACAUCAUCGAGUACUGCAAGGAAGGGGAUGAUCGGUGGGUGCAGGCCAACGAGGGGCCGGUGGUGAGUAACCAGUACAGGGUGAAGGGCCUCCCGGUGGGGGAGCGGAUGCUGUUCCGAGUGACGGCCGUCAACAUCGCCGGGCGCAGCCCCCCGGCCACGCUCCCCCAGGCCGUCACCAUCAGAGAGAUCGUGGAGAACCCGAAGAUCCGCGUGCCGCGCCAUCUGAGGAGCAAACUCAUCGCGCGCGUAGGCGAGAAGGUGAACCUGGUCCUCCCCUUUCAGGGCAAGCCCCGCCCCGUCGCCACCUGGUCCAAAGACGGCGUCCUCCUGGAGGACAAAACGGUGGGCACCCGCACCAGCGACGUGGACGCCAUCCUCUUCAUCCGCUCGGCAGAGAGGAGCCACUCGGGGAAGUACACGCUGUCGGUCCGGAUCGAGGACGCGUCGGUCAGCGCUGACCUGCACAUCCAGGUCGUGGAGGAGCCCGGCCCCCCCGUCGCCGUGCGCGUAGCAGACGUGUGGGGCAACAACGCGGCGCUGGAGUGGAAGCCGCCCAAAGACGACGGCAACUGCGAGAUCAUCGGCUACACGGUUCAGAAGGCUGACAUGAAGACUAAGGAUUGGUUCACGGUGGUGGAGCACAACCGCCGGCCCGGCUGCACGGUGCCCGACCUGGUCAUGGGGAACGAGUACUUGUUUCGAGUGUUCAGCGAAAACAUCUGCGGCCUCAGCGUGGAGUCCGGCGUCAGCCAGAACACCGCCAUCGUCACCAAAUCAGGUCUGUCCCACGACCGUCCGCCUUUCAAGGAGAAGGACGUCAACUGCUCCCCCAAGUUCACAGCGCCCCUGGUGGACAGAAGUGUGGUGGCGGGCUACUCUACGGCCAUCAGCUGUGCCGUCCGCGGGCACCCCAAGCCCAAGAUCACUUGGAUGAAGAACAACAUGGUCAUCAGCGAAGACCCCAAGUUCCUGAUGCAGAACAACCAGGGCGUGUUGACCCUGAACAUCCGCAAGCCGGGGGUGUACGACGGGGGCAAAUACUCCUGCAGGGCCGUCAACGAGCUGGGCGAGGACGCGGUGGAGUGCAAGCUGGAGGUUCACGUUGUACAAGAGAAAGGAGCGGAGGCGAAGAAAUGAGCGACGCCGCCAAACAGCCGAGGAUACAGUCGAACAGGAAUAGUAAUGGAUUAUGUAUAAUGGGAUAGUCAUGAAUAAAUAUGAUUAGAAUAGAUCACCCUCCUCUCUCCCCCCCCCCCCCCCCCUCUCCCUAUACGCUUGCCUCUCAGCGCUGCCGUGACGAGCGCCACCACGGUAACGUGCCAUAAAUCCUCCCAGCGAGCUGCCGGCGUGUGUCACGUCCCGCGUGGCGGCGCCGCCCCGCGGUGACCACGCGCAGACGGGAAGCCGACCUGUCACUGAAACACUCUUAUAAAAACAGCCUCCCAUCCACUACGCCUCUGUGUGUCGUCUGUUGUGUGUGUGUGUGUGUGUGUGUGU